CCUAUUUCAGUUCUUCUCUACUGCAUUACCAUUACAGGAGGCUCGUCAAAAUCGCCGGCAGAUCAUGCAAUUCUCGUCGGCCACUGCCAGUUAGGUGACUAUUCUCGGUGAGAAAAACCAAUUUCCAUCCAAUGAAAGGAUUGACAGGGAAAGUGAAAGCAUGGAUAUUGGGUGUCCUCAAGAGUGACAGUCCACACUUGGAUUUUUUCGUUGGUACUGAUGCUGCGAUACUAAUGACUAGAUUUGCUCUUCCACGUAUGAUCCCAUCUAAUGGUGCACAUGCGCUCAGUGAAGAUGAGGAGACCAAGCGAAUGCUCAUUUUAUCUGGUUACGCUUGGAUCACAUUUUUGGUCUUCUCAUUGGGUUUAAGGAGCAUUAGACUCUGGUACUUUGGGGUUCCAUUCUGGAACUUUUCCCGUUAUUGGUACCGUGAGUUUCCAUUCUGGAAUUCUUCCACUUAUCAUGAGGAAGGAACUCUCCCGGAAGAAUUGGUUGCUCUCAAACAUGGGACUCUGACGUUAUUGAAGGAUAGGGAUAAAAAAGUCCUGGAAGAAUUGGUUUCUCUCAAACAUGGUGACUUUGUCUUCAUUGAAGUAUAUGGAUAAAAACAAAGUGAUAAUUGUGCAUCUUAAGAGGCAUAUAUGUAUUGCUUAUUUUGCUUGGUAGGGUUUUAGAAAAACUAUAUCUUAGAUUGAA
Messenger RNA from Olea europaea var. sylvestris, 696 nucleotides. RefSeq lists its product as uncharacterized. The coding region runs from base 132 to 605 and encodes 157 amino acids. The transcript has 3 exons. Lineage: Eukaryota; Viridiplantae; Streptophyta; Magnoliopsida; Lamiales; Oleaceae. The record is from RefSeq and is a predicted model, not a curated record.